This is a messenger RNA of Vicugna pacos (alpaca), 2272 nucleotides long. NCBI's taxonomy places the organism in Eukaryota, Metazoa, Chordata, Mammalia, Artiodactyla, Camelidae. The record is from RefSeq and is a predicted model, not a curated record.
AUACUUAGUAACGUUACUUCUUUUUUAAUUUGUAGGGGACAAAAGCAUUCAGAUGGCAGAUAACAGUUUUUCAGAUGGGGUUCCUUCAGAUUCCUUGGAAGCUGCUAAAAAUGCAAGUAAUACAGAAAAGCUCACAGAUCAAGUGAUGCAGAAUCCACAAGUUCUGGCAGCUUUACAGGAACGACUUGACAGUGUCUCCCACACUCCUUCGAGCUACAUCGAGACUUUACCUAAGGCAGUAAAAAGAAGGAUCAAUGCGUUGAAACAGCUGCAGGUGAAAUGUGCUCACAUAGAAGCCAAGUUCUACGAAGAGGUCCACGACUUGGAGAGGAAGUACGCAGCCUUAUACCAGCCUCUCUUUGACAAGAGAAGGGAGUUCGUCACCGGUGAUGCUGAGCCCACAGACGCAGAGUCCGAGUGGCACAGUGAGAAUGAAGAGGAGGACAAGCUGGCUGGGGACAUGAAAAACAAAGUAGUCAUAGCAGAAAAAGAAGCAGCAGCAGCAGCAGAAGAGCCAAACCCUAGAGGAAUCCCGGAGUUCUGGUUCACCAUCUUCAGGAAUGUCGACAUGCUCAGUGAGCUCGUCCAGGAGUAUGAUGAGCCGAUCUUGAAACACCUGCAGGAUAUCAAGGUGAAGUUCUCAGAGCCUGGACAGCCUAUGUCUUUUGUAUUAGAGUUCCACUUCGAACCCAAUGACUACUUUACCAAUUCAGUCCUGACAAAAACAUACAAGAUGAAGUCAGAGCCGGACAAGGCCGACCCCUUUUCCUUUGAAGGGCCUGAGAUUGUGGACUGUGACGGGUGCACUAUUGACUGGAAGAAGGGGAAGAACGUGACAGUCAAAACCAUCAAGAAAAAGCAGAAACACAAGGGUCGAGGCACCGUCAGAACAAUCACCAAACAAGUCCCCAACGAUUCUUUUUUCAACUUCUUCAGUCCUCUGAAAGCAUCAGGAGACGGAGAGUCCCUGGAUGAAGAUUCCGAAUUCACAUUAGCCUCCGACUUUGAGAUCGGACACUUCUUUCGCGAGCGGAUAGUCCCUCGAGCUGUGCUCUACUUCACCGGGGAGGCCGUAGAGGAUGAUGACAAUUUUGAAGAAGGUGAGGAAGGAGAAGAGGAGGAGUUAGAAGGUGAUGAGGAGGGAGAAGAUGAGGACGACGCCGAAAUCAACCCCAAGAAAGAGCCCAGCCAGCCCUCCGAGUGCAAACAGCAGUGAGACGCCCCGCGGGUGUGGCCGCCGCACGUCGUCAGCUCUGCGCCGACCCGCGACCUGACAGUGCUCAGCUCUAACUCGCUUCCAAGUGCAUGGUUUUCACUUAACUUCUCCUUUUACUUUAUUAUUUUGCUUAACCUGUACAGUGGUAACUCAGAUGCAUUUCAGAAAUAGGAGGUUUAAUUCUAGCACCCUCUACCGCCUUGGGCGCAGCUCAGUGGACCUGCCAGGCCCCGCCGGGGGUGGGGGGUGGCACAGACCACACAGGGUAGACGCCAGGGGCACGUGUCCGGGGAUGUGGUUCCAGGGCCUCUGGAGCCGGUUACCCCUCUCCCGCCAUCGGGCCGGACUCUUGUUUCAUUUGAAGGACCCACACGCCGUUUUCCCGCCAUGCCAACUGUCGGGGGAGCCGGCGGAGUGGCGCUCUCCUCUCACUGUCCUUUCCUGGGCUUCGCUUUUCUCGGGCGGGCCUGGGGUUGUGGCGCCCACUGACCCUGAGGCACGAGCUCUUGUGGUUCAUCUCGUAUUUAUUUACCCUUUCACGCUGGUGAGGGCUUGGGACGCACGCUGUCGCUUGUGCUUAGAGUUUCUGAAACCAGGUUUGCGACUGGAGACCUGGUGCCCUGCGCGGGAAGUGGUCCGGCUCCUACGGGACGAGGCCUGCAUGGAGGAAGCUGCCGGCAGCAGGAGCCGGUCCCCACGACACGCGGGCCAUAGGGCAGAGCCGGGAUCUGCCAGUCCUUGUGGUGCGGGGCUCGGGCUGGGGAGGAGAGCCUUUCCGUUCAGUGUGUAAAUGUUCUGCUUUCUCAGCAGCUCCCAUUUCUUGGCCCCACGUUCAUCUUGUCUUAAAAGCCCUGGGUUGGGAGCGACCUGUUCUUGGCUGGCGUGUGGGUUUCCAAGGGUGCGACUGCGGCCGCUGGCAGCAGGGGGCGCUGUGUCCACGCUGUGGCCAGGCCUGUAGGGUGCUGAGCCUUACUUACCACACAUUUGUAACUGAAUACAGUGUUUUCAAUUUGUACAGAAUAGUUAGAAUAUUCUAUUAAAGUUGUGAAACAUGAA